AUGGCGACGACGGGCACCAGCUACUACAGCGGCGGCGGCUCAGGCGGCGGCGGUUGGGGCUCUGGCGGUUGGGGCUCAGGUGGCUGGGGCGGAGGAGGAGGUCGCGACGACAAGUCGUACUGGGAGCCAUGGAAAGACGACGAGCCGGACGAGGAUCCGGAUGAUGAGCCGGAGUAUGACCUGAGGUACUGUCAGUUCUGCAAAUCGUAUGGGUACAUCCGCAAAGACGGCUGUGUCAACAAAAAGUGCAGCUUGGCCCAUAACACCUCGAGCCCGAAGCUCCAAGCCAGAGCCCUUAACCCUGAAAACGAGCAAGGCGACUACUAUAUCUACAACCCCAACCGGUCGGAGCCGUGGAACCCCUACAAGCAGAAGGGAGGCAAGCCGGACUACACCCCGAAGGAGUUCGAUGAUAUCCACGGUGCCAAUGUUUCGCAAAACAUCAAGAAGAAGAACAAGAAGAACAAGGGACUUAAGCGGAAGCAAUGGCAGGAAUCGGUCAAGCAAUGGCAUGCUGCUGGCUGCCCCAAGGGCAAAUGGUGGGGUGAGACGGAAGCGGAGAAACGUCCACGAGAGGGUCCUGUUGCCGUCGAUCCGGAGAAACGUCGCCGCCAAGCAGAGGCAGCAGAGGCUCGGAGCCAGGCGGCGGCACCAGCUUCGCCAACGGGGUCAUGGAUUGUGUUGUCGCCCGUCGCCCCUGCAGCUGGAAACGAUCAAGGAGAGCCACAUGCGGGCGACAACCAGGAGAAGGAGAAGGGGGAGAAGGGCGGCGACCCGGCGGACAAGUUCUGCUGUGGCUGUGGCGGCUAUGAUCUGAGCUCCUUGGCUGCAAAGGUUUCGGUUUGGUUGCUUGGCGACCGUGCUCUUCCGUGGCGCUUGGAAAAAAUGCGACCGUCUGCGGUGCCGUGUGGUACUGACGAGGAAGAGGUUCCCAGGCGAACCAAGUCGGCCGCAGGGGAACCUGUCAAGACGGAGCCCUUGUCGCCCCAGAAGCCGAAGGAAACUUUGGGGAUGGCCAAGGCAGAGGUGGCAGGCUUGCUCACAAGCCUCAAGUACCAAAUCAAGGCUAAGAAAAUGACGGAGAAGCAUCGCGAACAAGCGAACGAUAUCUUGCUGAAGUACCAACAGUCUGGCGUCCAUGGAAAAAAAGAAAUAUUGCAGAAAUUGCAAACGAGCGGGCUUCGUGACCUCAGCUGGUUCGCCGAGAUGCAAAGCGAAUACCAAACGCAAAGCGUGGACAAGGAGAGCACCACGAAGGGCUACUUCAACAGGAGCCAGAUCCUCAAGAUGAACGGCCUGGACCCGAGCAACAUGGACGAGGCUGUGGCUGCUGACACGCUCAAGGACUUGAUCGCCGACUGUGAGGCAGAGUUUGGUUUCAAGUCCGACUGCAAGCCUCACAAGAACCCCUUGCUGGCCAAGUACUACUACAAGCAGAAGGUCGAAACGGAGGACACAGCUGCCACGAACUCGCUGGGCUGGAGCAGUUGCGCCAACGUGGAAGGAAGCGACCUCGGCAGGCUCGUCGAGAAGUUCGACAACCCGGACCUGGAGGUGCCCGCCAACGAAGAGGCUUGGAACAAGGCCUACAGUGCUUGCAAGGCCGCCAAGAGCAAGCUGGGGAAGGUGGCGGACGAGCUCGAGGAGCAGCACGCCAAGCUGGUUGCUCACGGUCCCCAAGCGGAGGCGGACGAAGUUGGGCCCAAGAUCGAGACCCUCCGAGGCUUCUUGAAGACUUUGCGCUUCAAGAUCAGCGAGUGGAUGAACAUGAGCGAGGGAUGCAUGGAAGCGAAGUUGCCGGAGCUCACCCAGCUGAGUGAGGAAGCCACCAGCCACCUGGCUGCAGCCACGGCCUACAACAAGAAGUUGAAGAGUCAAAACUGCUCGCUCGGAGUUGCAAGUCUCUGCUGCCGUGCAUUUCGCUUUCGCUGGGCUCGAAUUCUAGGAUGGCACUCCUACGAAGGAUGCGCCAAGGGGGUCAAAGAUCUGGCCCAGGCUAAGCAGGGAAGCAACACUGCCAGGAACUUGCUUCGGCGCAAUCUUCGCCGAACACCGUGGCCGCCGCCAUAUGAGUGCCAAGUCCGGGGCAAGAAUCCAAGGACUGGCAAGGAGGACCUCUACACCCUGGCCUUCAUGCUUCCGCACGAAGUGCUACACGUUCUCCUGGAGUCUAACGAUGUUUCGGAAAUCAGAAAUCAACAAGCUCGGAUUCCCAACUUGCAAGAGCAACUUCAAGAGCACGGCAAUGAUGUCCUGCUGUUGGGGCUGUGGCUAGACGGUGUACCGUUUAGCUCAGACCGUAGCCAGACACUGCAGUGUGCAACCCUCAGCUUGCCAGGGCUUACAGAUGCUGGCGACUUUCGCUUUCCACUGACAGGGUUUCCAAAAUUCUUUCAGAUGCCUGAAGCUACCUGGGAUGAUGUCACGGCUAUCAUUGCUUGGUCGAUGAGAUGCUGUUAUACUGGCUUCUUCCCGUCCUUCCGUCACGACGAGUCUCGUUUCCUUGGCAACGACAGCUGGCGAAAGAGGAGAGCCUCGCAGCCGCUAGGCUGCCGGGCAGUCUUGGCGGAAGUGCGGGCGGAUUGGUCGGCAUACCAGGAAGUGUUGCGACUACCUGGCUGGACUGGCAACGGCCCAAUCUGCUGGUUUUGUCAAGCGACUUUGCAAGAUCUACAUGAUGUUGACGAGAGCAGCUCUUGGAGGAGCUCGCGCCUGUCGCAUUACCAGUUCCUGGCCAGGCAGAUCUCUGAAGGCAAGAACUUGAGCCCUCUUUUCAGUUGUCCUUGCUUUUCAGUACAGAAGUGCUGCAUUGAUUGGCUUCACUGCAUGGAGUUAGGAUGUGCAGCUGACUACAUGGGUGGGCUUUUUCAUAUGGUCGUGCAGACAAAGCUCCCCGAGCGAAGUGUCCACGAUCGCUGCAAGAACCUUUUUGGCGAUAUUCAAAAUUAUUAUCGCCGAAACCUGUCCCAGUCCCGCAUGAGCACGUUGACUCCGCUCAUGCUGAAAGGCAAAAACAAGAAGUGGCCCAAGUUGCGGGCUAAAGCCGGCGAGGCUCGCGACCUCAUCGGAUUCGCCAAGGAAUGCGCUGAAAGGCACAUGGGCAAUUCAGAUUUCGAGCGAACGUUGCUAUAUGAGUUCUUGUCCGAAAGGCAUUGGGAUGCCGAGAAGUUUCACAAGACUGUCAAUAAGUUUGCAGCUUUGUUUGUAGAGUUGAGUAAAUUCCCAGGGCAAACAUAUUUUAGGACAAAGCCCAAGAUGCACCUGCUUCUCGAGCUGGGCCGCCAAAAGCGGCGGCCCAGCGAGACGUGGACGUAUCGAGACGAGGGCUUCGGCCAUGUGUUGUCCCUCCACGCAAAACGUCGUGGAGGAAAGUACUCGAUGAAAGGCACUUCCAAGCAAAUGCUUAGCAAGUUUUGUGUCAACAACAGGAGGUUGCCAACACUGGCCUGA
Symbiodinium sp. CCMP2592 is the source of this 3450-nucleotide messenger RNA. The record is from the annotation of a GenBank genome assembly. Lineage: Eukaryota; Dinophyceae; Suessiales; Symbiodiniaceae.